Molecule: messenger RNA, 5217 nt
Organism: Drepanopeziza brunnea f. sp. 'multigermtubi' MB_m1
Lineage: Eukaryota; Fungi; Ascomycota; Leotiomycetes; Helotiales; Drepanopezizaceae
Source: RefSeq, a predicted model, not a curated record
AUGGGGUUUCGAACUCAAGAUGAAUUUGGCUCACCUGCAUUCUUGGGCGCACCCCGCGCAGUGACCGAUUCAGAGCCUGAACCUAGCUCUGAAGACUCCGACGCCACAGUUGUCCUCGAUCCCCCAAGCGAUCUCCAGUCUACGUCAAGCUCAUCGGACGAGUCAAUUGACGGCAUCGUGUCCGACGAUCUGCCUGCCAUCCACCUCCGAACCGAAGGAAACCUGUGGAAGCUCCCAUUUGAUGUUAAUGUUCGGAUCAUACACACUUCAAAGAUUCCGGAUCUGCAAGGAGCAACCACCAUCGUUGACUUCACCCGAUUCCGUCUGUACUUGACUCCCGUAUCUGACGAUACCGACAGAGGUUUCCUCGAGAAUUUCUGGAUUUCUCAUGUUGGUGAUCUGGCCGGUUGGAUAACCGUUUACUUGCGAGAUCCCACCAUGGGCCACUACCCUUUCCCGUCAUCGGUGGUCGAGUCCACUCUCAUAUUGCACAACCAACCGUCCGCCGUCCGACUCGCAUUGACGCUUAUCAAUGAACAUGAGCGACGCGGCUUAUUCUCGUCUUAUGAUGGCCGCUAUCUUCUGAUACCCAAUGUGCUCAAGAAAUCUGGUAGAUUUCAAGUGGGUUUUGACGUAGGAAUUUUCGCACGCUCGGAACGUCUUUGCCGCGAGGAUAUUGCCCUAACAUCAUAUGCCUUCUCGGGAAGUCCGGAACAAUUCACACAUUUUAUCACGGAGACUGUACCACUCUACCGGAAACUCUGCUGGGUAGAGAUGAGAGGAAUCUUCGUUUCUGGAGCCGAAACCCUCAGCCCCCUUUCUCCAGAGUUUGACAGACUAGCCCAGGCCUUCUACGCCGGCGAGGAAAUCCCAGAUGACCUAAGCACUCUUCCGGACGCUCCGCCUCUCGGUCAACGAAACUUUGUUACAAGUUUUGGUACUGGUGGCCGAGCAACAGUAGUUGCAGCUCAGCCUAUGCGUGAUGCAACGCUGGUCUUUUUCCUUGAAGAUGUUAUGAUAUCGAACUAUCUUGAGACUAUGGUGGUUAGCAGACACCCAAGAGUUCCCAGACGUUCCGGGUCACCCAAAGUCUCCCAAACAACUUCACCCGCACCUAUGUUCUCAGGGUCGAUCCACCGCCAUUCGACUUAUCAUGAGAUCGAAACGAAUUUGAAUGAUAUUGAACAGCGGAACAAGGAUAGGCAAAUCAACCUCAGCAUCCAAGAGCGUCAAAAUACACGUCGUGAUAAAUGGUUUGAGUUUUACGAGACCGCUGCGGGAAGCCAGGGAGUGAUAGCCAAUCAGGUGGGCGCCUUAGUGGCUAAAGUCCAUGGACCACGCUCGGAUGCGUCUGGCCCGAGCGCGAAGCUGAAUUUGGUGCAAUCCAAUGAUGGUAAACUCCUUUUGAUCGAGAAAAAAGUCGGUGGAUCUAAGUCCAAGGGUGGCGGGCGUCGUCGUCGUAACAAAUUGACUCCUGUCAACAAUGAGGAGCAAGCAAGUGCCGGAGUGUGCAAUGGCAAGAGUUCCCGCGGUUCAACGAUCGAACCUGGAAGAAACCUUUCUCCAAAUAUUGAGGAGUGCAAGGACAAGGAGAGCGAAGAACAAGGAGCCGCUACAGCACGCAAGGAAGCCGCCAACACCGCCAAGGAUACAGCGAGUCUUACUCCUGUUGAGGCUGCCAACGAGUCUAUUGACACUUCUUCCAAGAAAGAGAGUACCAAGGAUACGAAGUCUGUAGAAGAUAGCACCGGUCUGGACGAUGAGAUCGCAUCCGUCACCUCGGGUGAGACGAUCACAGACGCCCAAACUCAUAAGUCUUCUCCAGGAACACAACCCGACGACUUCAAUGCGGUUCUUAUUGGCGGAGUCACCCAGGCUGACGUAGAGAAUUCCCGGGCAUUUGAUAAAUAUGGCCCAGAAAUGCUUGGAACAUCUGUGGUGAAGCCAGGUCCCUGGCAGACAGUCAAGUCGAAGGCCUCACAGAAGUCCGAAAAGGCCAAGGUGCCACCGCCUCGCUCUGUAGCCGUGGGCAAUUCUGGAACCUCCCGUCGUACCAACAGCAACGCUCAAUUUUCGAGCCGUACCCAGCAACAGGCAUCCGUGUCUGGAAUUUCCGGUAGCAACCGGGGCUCGAAGUCCACCACUAGUUACAAGCCUAGUAUCUCCCGGGCAAAGCAGGUUAACUUGCACGAUUCUAGGGAGUUCCCUGCCAUGCCCGCGGUUAAGGACUCGGUCAAGAAUAUUGCCGUUGGACUAAAGCCAGUUCUUUCUUUACCAUCAAACUCCAAGGCACCUGUGGCAUCCAACCCAGCUAUUCCAGUGGUUCCUAAGCCUGAUACUACCAAGGUUGCUUUGUCAUCGAUCGCAAGACCAGGACCCCGACCUAUUACGCCGGCUCCAAGCCAUGUUCAGGAUGACUCGGACCCUGAUGAUCUUUAUAACGCAUCUCCACCCCGAAGACCUCUUGCCGCCCGCCCACAGCAGGCAGAAUCCGGUCCUUCUCCCUCCGCUACGGUAUCACAGGCAUCUAUGAAGGCCAAUGAGAAGGCAAUUACUCAUUCUGUGAGUGGCACUGGUGUCAAAGUUCCUACCAAGCCGAAAGUAGAAAAGGAUAAGGUCGAAGCCAAGAAGGCUGAAGUUAAGAAGGCUGAAGUCAAGAAGGUUGAAGUCAAGAAGGUCGAAGCCAAGACGGUUGGAGUCAAUAAUGCUAUCGCUGAUCUCAAAGAAGUCAACACCGCUGGUGGGUCAUCUCUCAACAUUUUGUCUUCCAAUUAUACCGCUGACAACUCUGGGCAAACAGCCUCUAGCACUGCAUCCGCCGAUGUGAAGGACAAGAGCAAGAAGACAGCCGCCAACAGCAAGCCAGAUGCUAGAAUAGCUGGAUUAACACCCGUCAAUUCACGAGUUAAGGGCAAUGACGUUGCUAAGGGCAAGUCUGACGCUGCGGUAGCUCGCCCAACGGCCGUCAUCGAGCUGAGAAAGAGCAAGGAAACCGCCGCCAUUUCUCCUCAAUCCCAAGCUUCCACUUCCACCAACGAUAUUCAGGUCGCAAAAUCGAAGAAAUCCAAGGCUAAGGUUCUUUCAAAGGAGCCACUUCCUCACAUUACUGGUGCUUCCAGUAGCGCUCAAGUUAAUUCGCAGAAGGGUAAGGGUAAUGGAUUGGACAAGAAUCCUCUUCCGCGAAACUAUACGUCUUCUGGUGACGAUGCGAAGACUACUAAGAAGCCUAGAGGAAAGAACGGCUUUCUACGAGGCCAGCCAAUCUCACGGGAGAAAUCAUCUGGCCCUGCUGAUACCGUGGAGCAAGAAUCGUCCAGAGUUGAGGCUGCUCAGGGUGAUCAACUCAAUUUUGCCCAUCCAAAUGGCAGUACAACUCCUGUGAGGCAGAAGGGCGUGCCCAUUACGAAGAAGGCCGGCACCGAGUCGACAAAUUCACCUAUUCACAACCAUACAUCAAUCGAAUUCCCAGAGGCUGCCCUCCUCGACGCUCCAGAGGAAAAGGCCACAGGUCUGGAGUGGGCUGACCUAACAUCGCCGACAAAGCUAAGAGCCAGUGGGCGACGAUUAUCCUUACCCCCAGCCUUACAACACGGCGACGAGCGAGACUCCCUCGACGGCUCAAUUGAUCUCCCCUCAAUUCGACGCACGAGUAGUUUUUCGAACUUACCAGUGCCAUCGACAUCUUUUCUCCAGAUCGAUGAAGAGUCUUUCACGUCAUCGAACACGGAUGGUGGAGAUGAGCGACGCGAUUCGCGCGAUGCUACAUAUCUCGAGUCGACCCCGGGCACUGUUUUUAUGAUCACUCCCAUGAAUAGAUCCGUGCGAAAGCCGCUUCCCGAGUAUGAAGGUGAACCGUACAUCAACAUUGAGGGCAACCCUGUGACUCUGUUCCGACACGAUGCAGAGAUGCCAUCGCAGUUCGGUCCAGGUCACCAACGCACCAUCUCAAACCCAGGAUAUAUCUACCGAGGCACUUAUGAUUAUGAGCAGUCGUCUUCGGGCCACAGCUGCCGGACAAUCACUCCCUCAUACAAUCCCGGCAAUGGUAUGCAUGGCCACCCCGCGCCAGCUCCUGCUUUCGACGGACCUGAUCCCAAUCUCGGUCGCCAGAGUGGACAGCAGGGCUCUUCGUAUCACAGCGGGCCAAUGUUCCCUCUUCAGGAUGCUCAAGUCACUGCAUACCAGCCUUUAACCGCGCCCAGCCAAUACCCAACUAAUGCGCAAAUAUCCGAUUUCUUGUCCGCAUCCAAUCCCCAGUCUGCACUGAAUGUUGACCGUGGUGCCUCGUCCUCUGCUGCUGAGCGAGCCGUACCCGCUUCCGGUUUUGACGCCACCUUCCAAUGCCAAUUCUGCGAGCAAGCCCACUCCCCUACCAUUUAUGAGCCCUGUUAUCUGUGCCCCUUGUGCGGAAUGAAUGGUAUUUCUGCUUUCGGCACCAAGUACUGCUCUCGAGCCUGCUUGCUCUCGGAUGCCUACGACCAUGUCUCAUGUUGCAGUAACACCCCGGCCUUGGUGACAUACUCGAACCCGAAGGCAAUUGGCCCCCUUUACUGCUGGGAAGGCUUCCCGAUCACGUCAGUGUUCCAAAUUCCGGAGUCUAACGACAAGUUCCGACAAAAGGCAUUCUCGAUGUUCUGCAAGUUCGGAGAGGCUCCUGAUAUCCUCCAAGCACACAUCAGAAAGAAUCCGGCUGUCGACUGGAGUGCACUUCUUCCCCGCUACACGCAGAUGCAGGUUGGUGACUACCACAUCUUCAAGCCCAGUACUGUCGGUCAGCCAAUGACUCGCGCCAACGUGAUUUGCGUAAGCCCUUCUUCAUUCCCUUCGUUCCAAAGCCAUACUGACAUAAAAAUCCAGACUAUGAAAUUCUCCGUCGAAGACGGAACCAAGCUAGCAGUCACCCGUGCCCUCAACAUCAUGUACCUGGACGCCAAUGAGGCUAUCGGCAUCUUUCUCUACAAGUUCCUCCUCCACUUCCUCAGCGAUCCGGCUGAGUUCCGCAAGUUCGGCGCCACCGCACCACAACUCGUAGUCCUGGCCGAGUUCCGCUCCCAAUUCCUCCGCGAAUUUGGCAUCGGUAAUCUGGCUCUGUGGCGGGAGAACGGUUUCUACGACUGGCGUCAAGCCUUGUUUGAAAUGGACCAGCAUAUGGUAUUCUGGGAGAUGCAGUCUAGCAUCCUCAACAUGUGGAACGGCCGUGUUUUCAACCAGGUCUAA